Messenger RNA from Trematosphaeria pertusa, 1151 nucleotides. RefSeq lists its product as uncharacterized. Lineage: Eukaryota; Fungi; Ascomycota; Dothideomycetes; Pleosporales; Trematosphaeriaceae. Bases 1 to 954 code for a protein of 317 amino acids. The transcript has 5 exons. The record is from RefSeq and is a predicted model, not a curated record.
AUGUCGAAAGCUCUGACAGCAGCUCCGAACCUGGUGUCCGGAAUUACGAUCAUGGCAUCCGCGGGAAGGUUAGAGAAGAAAAGGAAGUGGCCAUGGUACGUCCCCUUGUACGGUAAAAACUCCGGCUAUGAUGAGUCCAGCGGCUUGCUUCUGGCGGCGCAUGGUGGUCUGGCUGCUAAUGGAGAGUACAAGACGUGUAGAGUACAUGGUGUUCAAGCAAAGAAAAGGCAGAAAAUGCAAACUUCAAGCAGAAUCGACUUGGGGAUAAGACCAUUGGGCAGCGGUUUUCGCACAGAUGUGUCGUCAGAAAGGGCGAUGCGUGCGAGUGUCGAGUGUCGUAGUCGAGGUGUGAGGAGGGAGGAAAAGAGGAGCGACGAGGUGGGCGGGGGCGCUGAAAACCAAAACACGAGGGGGCCGCCGGUCAGCGGGUGGGGCCAUGUUGUCGCUGCGGUCCUUCUCUCGUCCAAGGCAGAUUGGCCAGCGCGGCCUGGGACGGGGACCGCCACGUUCUUAUCCUCUGCUGACGGUGGGCGUGAGAGGUGCGCGGCACCACUAGCCCUGGACGGUGGGAAGCGCCGUCAUCAUGGUUGGACGCCAUCCCUCGGCGAUAUGCAGAGCGGCCGCCGGAAGCACAGGUCCAGGAUUGUGAAAUUCGAAGUGAAUUGCGCAUCCGUGCUGUGUUGCACAGCGGCGUUUCCAGAAGGGAUCCUCGCUGCGCUCUGCCAAGCGCGAGAAGGGGAUCACGGCUCGAUAACGCCGCCAACGUCGCGACGCUGCUGCGGUCCGCUCAGGCCAGCGCCGUGCGCGACAAUUGCGUAUUGCUUUUUCGUUCCGCGCCAGGGUCCGCGAGAAAAAAGCCUGUUACAGACCGCCUCCAGAUUGUCCGAGAAAAGCGCGCAGCACGAGGAAUUAACUGCUGCGUCUCGCACGGUAGGCCAGCAAGUGAGGGAUUGAUUGAGACGGCCUUGGUCAAGUGGAAGGCGGCUCUCGUUUCCCUUCAGCCGUCUCAACUGCGCUGGCGGCAUGGAAGCUUCCCCCAGGCCGUGUAGAAAUUACCGCCCGCGGUCGACGCGAUUGAUUGUGCGUCGCCAGCCGCUGCGAAGGCUGCAUAUUGACAAGUCGCAUGAUAGAAUAAGGCGCAUAUUCACAGU